GAAACGGAUGAACGGUAAAUAUAAUAAAAAUAAAGUAAAAUAUACAUAAAAAAAAAAAAAAAAACGAGAAAAGGAGAAGACGGUGCGGGAGAGAAAUGGAUUGGGGUGCGCAGUACUCGUCGAGGCGCACGUUAGAGGUCAUCCUCUAUAUCUCUGGGUCCUUCCGUUUCCGCUUCUUUAUCCCUGAAAACCUAGACGCACGAACCUCCCCCUACCUGUUGUUUCGCUCGCAUUCUCCUCCCCCCCGCGUAGAUCUGAAGGCUUGUUCCACUCGCCUCCUCUCUGUCUUUCGCUGCGUUUUCGGUUUUGACGAAGAUCGGCCUCCGAGGGUUUCUUCUGUGGAAACCGCUCUUUUUUCCCAUCCGAUCUCCUUGAUUUUCAGAAGAACUUUGAGAUUUAAUAACCAUCCAGAAGUUGAAUUUCUUGAUUUUGUGGAUAGCGGGUAUCAGCUGAGUAGCUGCAAUGCCGGCCCAUGUUGAUAAAUAUGAAGCAUAUGAUGACUAUGCGGAUGAACUGGAAGAGGAUGAAGAGGAGGAGGAGGAAUAUGAGCAAGAAGAAGAAACGAAACCUUCUGCUGAAGAACUGGAAUAUCUUAAUUACAGAGAGCUGAAGAAGGCACAAAUUAGGAAGAAGAUGCAGAAGGAAUAUGGGGCAGCUGCUGCUGGGUCCCAAGAUAAUAAGAGAAAACCUUAUCUUGAAAGUUUUGGUUCAUUUUUCGGCCCCUCUCAGCCAGUUAUCGCCCAGAGAGUUAUCCAGGAAAGCAAGUCGUUGCUGGAGAACCCACACUUGGCAAUGAAAGUUAUCAACUCACAGCGUAAUGAGAAACGGAGUUCAUCCACAGCCACGGCUUCAACGAAUGGCGUAACUGAGAGGAUGUCGAAAAUGAAAAUUGAGCAACAAACAAAAGCCCAGAAACUCAAGGAUACAAGGGAUUACUCGUUUCUGUUAUCCGAUGAUGCAGCUGUCCCAGUUCCCGCAAAAGAUCCUGCUGUGCGAAGAGUGUCUGUUUCUCAGUCUGUGCAACAGAAGAACAACCAGCCUAUGGGCAAUGGUUACAGGCAUGUUAAUGGUGCUCGUGAACAGCAGAGGGGAUCAGUUCAUGGGAAUGGCCAACCACAAUUUGGAGCAGGGUCUCGCAAGGCUAUUUCAACCUCAGGAGCUAGGCCAAAUGCAUCACCAGUAGAUUCUAGGAGGCAGCUUGCUAAAAACAAUGGUAUUGGACCGGGACGGCCAUCGACAGGUACAAUGAAAGGGCCGUCUCCAAAGAUUGCUGCUGGUCAUGUGGAGAAGAAGACUCCUUUGCCAGCUUCCAAGACCAUACUACCCCCAACUCGCAAGCCUCUCCCUUCAAAAAUGCAGUCAGGCAUUCAACGGCCUCAGUUGGGAACCAGGAGAGUAGUGCAAGAACCUAAUAGACAUCCUGAGUACAGAAGGAUAGUGCAGGAUCCAAGUAGGCAGUUAGAGAACAGAAAAGCAGCACAAGAACCCAGUAGAUCUAAAACGAUGUCAAAUCAACAGCCACAUUCUAGACCUCAGAUGAAUAAGCCACCUGUCAGACCAACCUCAUCCUACCCUUUAGCACAACAGAGUAGUGUGAUUAAAAGGCCUGUUCCACGGCGUCCUGAUGAUGACCACAUUGACCGGUACAGUAAGCCUGUCAAAAGAAUUAUCUCACAUGAUGUUCGACCUAAGAAAAAGCAUUCUGAGGAUGAAGAUGCUUUUGCUGAGCUCAGACAGAUGUUAGGACUUGUUGGGUCGUCCCUGGUCAGUUUUAGGGAGUUAAUCGAUACUCUCUUUUACCCCGUCAACCUUUCUCGACGCAAUGCUAAAUCCCUCGUGGAAUGGUUUCUCAGGAGGCCAAAGUAUGCCGAGUAUGAAGAUGAUGAUGUUAGUGACAUGGAGGCCAACUUUGAUGACAUAAUGGAGGAAGAGAUGAGAAGUGAGAGAAUAGCGAAGCAGGAGGAUGAAGAAGAACUGAAGCUGAUAGAGGAAGAGGAGAGGCGAGAGAGAAUGCGAAGAAUGGCUAAGAAGCGCAAGUUAAGUCGUUAGUGCCCCGUUAGUUUUAGUUUCCUUGUACACAGCAGAGUUACCCUGUCCGCAGCCCUGGUUUGCUGUCCUCAAAAGGCAGGAGGAAAAUGAAGAACAAAAGAAGUCGGGACUCAUGUAGUUUGAAUUGGGUCCUCAUUGGCGUUCGAUUUCAGUUCAGAUUUCCUUAGGGUGUUGUGUAAUCACAAUUUUUUUAGAUGUAAUCUUAUGGCUAAAUAAAAUAUUGGGUUCUCCUAUGAGUGGUUGGUUCUUGAGUCGCCGUUUUCUCUUGAGAAGAAAGACUGCAUUGAACUGGAUUGGACCUGGCAAUUGGGUAGGGUUGGGUAAUUUUGGAUUGGGAAUCUCGGGUUGCAGAUCAUCAUGGAUAAGGUCAUGUUGAGUUGACUGAUAUUUGGUUAAUAUAAGAUCCAUCGAGAGAGAGUCUCGUGUUAUUUUGGG
Molecule: messenger RNA, 2484 nt
Organism: Linum tenue
Lineage: Eukaryota; Viridiplantae; Streptophyta; Magnoliopsida; Malpighiales; Linaceae
Source: the annotation of a GenBank genome assembly